ACACUUUUUCACCUAUUUGAAUGGAGUAAACAUAAUUGAAGUUCAAUUAAAAACUGUUGAUACUAAUACCAAAUAAAACACGUCUUAUAAAGAUGAAUAUCGCGAAUCAAGCGAAAUGUCGUUAGACAAAAAUAGUUUUUCACCCCUCGAUAUCAUAAUAAUAUCUUUUCCUUGUUUUGUAAUUGAAAUGCUUCCGUAUAAAUUGACUCAAAUUAUAAUUUUUCUCCUGUUUUGGGUACCAAAAGUGUAAAUUAAUUAUCGACCUCACUCGAAAAUUCCAGUGCUUUGCCGUAUCGAGUGUGACCUUAAACACGAUUUCAUCUGGGAUGUGUAUCGGGUUUAACGCGUCACUGUUCUCAGACCUGAAGAGGAGUCGAGAGAUACACUUGGAUAAGGAUUCGGAGUCAUGGUUAGCAUCACUGAUCGGGAUAACAACACUAAUGGGAUGUCUCUUCACUUCGCUAAUCAUAGACAGAAUUGGCCGGAGACCUGCAGUUCUUAUCAGCUCAGUUCUCAUGGUUUGCGGUUGGAUAACAUUCAGCUUGGCUUCAUCGUUUUCUGCCUUAUUAUUAGCAAAGAUAUUUCAAGGAACAUCUGAGGGUCUUGGGACCACAAUGGGCGGUAUUUUUAUUGCAGAAUACAGCAGUCCAAAAUACCGUGGAUCUUUUAUAGCAACAAUACCUGCUGCGUUGUUAGUUGGUGUUUUAUCUUCACAUUCACUUGGUUUGUUUUACAACUGGUCUCAUAUAUCUCUAAUACUAUUAUUUUGCUCUUUACCUGGAUUGAUAAUUGCUAUAUUUACACCGGAAUCACCGACUUUUUUGGCGACUAAAGGGCGCUACGAUGAAUGCCGCUGGCUGAGAGGUCCAGAGGACGAUGACGAAGUGGAAAAAAUGAUCGAGGCCGAUAUGAUCGUCAAAAAACCCAAGAAAAGUUAUACAAAGAACGUGCCGAAAUUGAUUAAGGAAAACUUAACAUACUUUAUUAUGUCGUUCAAAAAGCGCGAAUUUUACAUUCCAGUAUUUAUAGCGAUACAUUUGAAUGCUAUUUUUCAAUUUUCUGGUGCUAUUGUCUACGAUUCGUAUCCUUUGGACAUUCACACAGCAUUAUAUGGUACGGAUAUUUAUAUGUUUAAAGUAAUCGCAUCGCUUGAUAUGGAAAGAAUGUUGUCUACUGCUUUAGCAAUUUAUUUAACUUCUAGAAUAAGAAGGCGUCCGCUCUUAUUCGCGUUUGUAGGGUUGAAUGUACUAGCGUUUCUGUGUGUGGCCGGAUACAUAUACGCUAGGCGUCACAAUCUUCUUCUACCUUUUGACCAUAUUAUUAUAGCUAUUGUGAUCUUUUUGCAACAUUUCCAUAUGUUCACCAGCGGAGCUGGCGCUACUUCUUUGACCACAAUACUUAGUAAUGAAUUAUAUCCAAUGGCAAAUAGAGGUUUGUGUGGAUCAAUUUGUAAUGCAUUUUUCUCGAUUCACAUGUUUGUAAACAUCAAAACCGCGCCGUAUUUAUUCUCUCUGAUUGGUGUAGAUGGAACGUUUUGUGCCUAUGCAGUGGUGCUGUUUUAUAGUCUGGUUGUGUCUUAUUAUAUGGUACCGGAAACUAAAGAUAAGACUCUUCAAGAAAUAGAAGAUAAACUCAGAGGAUAUUCUAUAAGUCAUCGUGGUGAAGCUAUGAAAUUAAAAGAUGUUGAGUUUUGAGGAUAUUAAGUAAAAUGUAUUCGACAAACAAAACAUUUAAAAAUCGGAAUCAAAAGUUCAAAGACGAUAAUUUAUAUCAAACAUGAGCUGCAGUCAUAUGAGUAAAUAUUUCUUGUGCAAAAAGUCGGCUGUUUUUAAAUCUAUGACAUUUAAACUAGUAUACCUAUCUAAUUUAUUAAAAUAUAUAAGGGGGCACGAAGGGUAUGUAGUUCUUGCCGAUCCGCAGAUGUUGGGACCGAACCGAUGGAUGUUUUUAGGUCUCUACACACCAAACGACUGCCCUUGCACCUUCUCACCCGAAGCCGAUCUCCGCCUGGGGUCAAAACCGGGGCAGUGGGGUUCCCACGGUCAACACUACAGCCAGACUGGCGGCGCCACCACGAGUAUACAAGACCAUCGGGUCUUCAAGGCGAUCGUCGACGUCAAAGAGUUAGAGGAAACUUUUGGCCCAGGCCAAUAAGAAUUCAAAAGCGGUCGUAAUGUGACGAAAAAUUUGGCUCGCUCUGUUCGCAGGCCGUCAACGUCUGCGACUGAAGUCGCAGAAAUGAAGGCAAUAGUUUUUGAAAAACCUCAUUAAAGUUUGAGAGAGAUAGCCCCCGAGCUUUCUGUGUACCACGACUCGAUCCGUACCAUUUUAAAUGAUCACUUGAGUGUGAAGCAUGUUGCCGCUCGACUAAGCCUAAAAGACCUUAAUUUUCUGCAAAAACUCAUUCUCUUAUGAGUCGCUGAGGACGAGCGUAAAGUCGAUCAAAAUCACGUUUAUUUAAUAAUUUAUUUAUUUAGUCUACUUACAAAUUAAGAGCAUAAACCAAAACAUUUGUAAGGUAUUAAUAAUUAGCUUAAGUAAUUUCUAACAAGAACAACAAGUGAACGCUGCAAACCAUCAUGGAAUUUUUACUGGUGGUAGCACCUCUUGUGAGUCCGCACGGGUAGGUACCACCGCCCCGCCUAUUUCUGCCGUGAAGCAGUAAUGCGUUUCGGCUUGAAGGGUGGGGUAGCCGUUGUGACAAUGCUGAGACCUUAGAACUGUAUCUCAAGGUGUGUGGCGCAUUUGCGUUGUAGAUGUCUAUGGGCUCCAGUAACUACUUCAUACCGGGUGGGCUGUGAGCUCGUCCACACAUCUAAGCAAUAAAAAAAAUAUAUAUUUAUAUCGAUUUCCGGAUGUUAACUGUUUUAUUUGAAUAUUGGAAGGUCAAGCAAUGAUAAAGAAUAAUUAAGCGUUUUAGGCCUUCACACAAGAUCAUCAAUGUGAACAAAUAUUUGAUCAAUCACUCAACAGAUGCCAUCUUUUUUUCCGCUACCUAUUCUGCCAUAAGUUCUGUUACAAAUUAAAACACAUUUUUCUAAUGAAAUAACGUAAUACUAUUAUAAUUUAUACUUGCAUAUUUAUUAAAGUCUCCGCAAAAAAUUCAAAAAUAUUCUAUUUGAAAUGGCCACUUUUGGCUUUAUACAGGCUUUUAAUCUAUUUGGCCACGAAUCUAUGGAUUUACGCAUUGGUUUCCAAGAGAAAUUUCGCCACAGCUUGCUUCAAAGGUUUUUUAAAAGAAUCAAUGUCGCCGUGUCGUUUAAAGCAGGCCAUGUCCUCUAAAACUGACAAUAAUUUGAAGUCUCAAGAGUUGAGGUCUGGGCUAGAUGAGGGCCAGUCUUCGGCUCUUAUAAUGUCCAUAACGUUCGUGUCAAGCCAGGCUUCGGUAGUUCGUGCCUUGUGACCAGGUGCAGAGUCCUGUUGGAAAUUCCACGGCAUAUUUUUAAAAAGUGUAUUGCUCAGAGGUUUCACAACAUAAUCCAAGACUGUAUGUCUUGAUACACUUUGGCUGAAGUUUUCACUCCUUUUUCACAAAAAUGUAGUUUUAUGACUCCUUGAUAAGACACGCCCCACCAAACCAUCACUGACGCAGGAUGAUGACCACGUUGUACCUUUCCGGCCACUUGAGCAGCUUCUUUAGAGCUGUGAGCGUACACUUUAUCAUUUUGCUUAUUGUAGUGUUCUUCAAUUGUGGAAAAAUUUUCAUCGGUAAAGAGUAUUUCUGGCAAGGCAUUUCUGUGCCCUUCGCCUGCGUAUCGCGACAGAAGGCGUUUUGAUUGAUCUACUCUCUUUAAUUGUAAAGAUUGAUUUAGGGCAUAUCCUGCCGGGUGAUGGUGGACCGCGUUCCCCCGACCGCUCUGGGGGAAGGUGUAACGCGGCGCCAUCAAAGCGGGCUCUCGGCCCGCUGAACGAGGGAACCGGUGGUCGUGUCGCUGGCGGCCACCGGUCCGGCGUCCGUGGGACGGUGGGAUGGAUGUAAUGUGCUCUGCGUCAACCCUGUCCCGCCGUUUCAAUAGCCCCGACUGGGCUCCGGCCCGGUCCGAGGUAGGGCGCCGGUUGUGAGCGGCAGGAGUUUUUAGUGAGGUUCAACUCCCACAUACCCCACCUGCCGCGCGGGUGGGGAUCCGGCGAUUUUCUAAUGUGGAAAAAAAAAAAAAGGGCAUAUCCUGUAUAUUGACGAUAAGCACCGAGCUUCAGGUCUUGUUUUAUAAUACGCGACAGAGUCUUUCUGGUCUUUUCUGGUCUUCGACAGACGAAGUGUUGUUGUAUCUGUUGAUAGUACGAUAUACGAACAUACGGCUGACACCGAGCUUUCGAGGUGUCUGGAAUAUGACCGACGGCUCCAUACCCACUCUGCGCAAGGCGAUCACUGCAAUCCUAUUUUCUUUAACACCUCAUUUCAUAUUGUAAUGAAAACGAAAAAAAAAGUGAAAUGGUGCAAAAUCGAAAGAAGUUUUUAAAAUACGUGUUCCAAAUUCAAAAUAAUUAAAAAGUUGAAAAAAAAAAGAAAAGUUUUUAUGUAACAGUAUUUGUAUAACCAGACUAGUUAUUUAUUAUACUAGAUUCCCCGGGCGAGACAAUGCCAUGGAGCAACCACCUUAUUCACUAGAUAUAGCUCCAGCCGACAUCUUUCUUUUUCUUACACUCAAAUUAUCACUUCGUGGUACCCGUUUCCAUAAAAUGUUUUGUAAAAAUGUUUGGAUGAUUAGAUUAUAAUUAU
This is a messenger RNA of Bombyx mori (domestic silkworm), 4720 nucleotides long. RefSeq lists its product as uncharacterized. Lineage: Eukaryota; Metazoa; Arthropoda; Insecta; Lepidoptera; Bombycidae. The coding region runs from base 327 to 1694 and encodes 455 amino acids. The record is from RefSeq and is a predicted model, not a curated record. Gene Ontology annotation, molecular function: transmembrane transporter activity. Gene Ontology annotation, biological process: transmembrane transport. The transcript has 2 exons. Gene Ontology annotation, cellular component: membrane.